AUGGGUAAAAUAGUCUUCCCGCGUUCCUUCGACAAACACGCCAAGUCUCUGGUCAAAAAACUCCUCACUGCUGAUUUGGCGAAACGGUAUGGGACACUUAGAGGUGGCGUGGAUGAUAUCAAGAAGUGCAGGUGGUUCUCAAGUGUCUCGUGGGAGGCCCUAUACAGGAAGGAGAUCGAGGCGCCUUACAAGCCGAUCGUGAAGUCGGACACGGACACCUCUAAUUUCGAGGACUAUCCCGAUUCGGCAGAACUUGCUCCCAUUGUUCCUCCGGACGAAGACCCAUUCGUGUUGUGGUGA
Perkinsus marinus ATCC 50983 is the source of this 300-nucleotide messenger RNA. Its product is annotated as camp-dependent protein kinase catalytic subunit, putative. Gene Ontology annotation, cellular component: cAMP-dependent protein kinase complex. The record is from RefSeq and is a predicted model, not a curated record. Gene Ontology annotation, biological process: signal transduction; peptidyl-serine phosphorylation. Gene Ontology annotation, molecular function: cAMP-dependent protein kinase activity; ATP binding. NCBI's taxonomy places the organism in Eukaryota, Perkinsozoa, Perkinsida, Perkinsidae. The coding region runs from base 1 to 300 and encodes 99 amino acids. The transcript has 3 exons.